Trypanosoma rangeli is the source of this 1248-nucleotide messenger RNA. RefSeq lists its product as uncharacterized. Bases 1 to 1248 code for a protein of 415 amino acids. The transcript has a single exon. The record is from RefSeq and is a predicted model, not a curated record. Lineage: Eukaryota; Euglenozoa; Kinetoplastea; Trypanosomatida; Trypanosomatidae.
AUGGACUUCGAUCUGUCGGCGUCCUCCGUGACGGAGGCGCUGGGUGAUCUUCAGCUGAAGCUGCAGUCAGUGCAGGAGGAUGCAAAGCUGUACUCAGCCCUAGAGAAGAAGGCCAGCAGCAGCUUCGAGCGACACCGCGCGGAGCUUACGCUGCUGCUGCAGAAGGAGCGGGCCAUUCACGCCGCCGCGGAGGAUCGACUGCGCGACGAGUUGCAGCGUCUGUUGUCGGAGAACGAAAGCGCCAACGAACAGCUGACGUCGCUGCGGUUGCAGCGAGAGCGGAGCUGUCGCGCGGAGGUGCAGGCACGGCAGAAGCAGCUGGAGGAGCGGGAGGAGGCAUUACAGCGUAGGCUGUUGGAGCUGCAGGUUCAAUUCAAGGCCGCACGCACCGACGUCGAUCUCGCGAAGCAGGAGAAGGCGUGGCACGAGAUGCAGCUGCGCGAGGUGUUGGGGCGGCAGCGGGUGCUCAACGAGGAAUUGCAGCAGCUUCGAUGUGAGGCGGAGCGUCAGCACGCACGCGCAGCGGCAGAAGCCCAGCUACAGGACCGACAGAGCCGGAGGCAGGGCCUACACUGCGGCCUGGAGAAGGCGUUUCUCCCCUCUGGGCUACCCGACCAGUGCCACACCACCUCGCCCUCCUCGCACCACAUUGCGGCGAUUGUGUCAACGGUGGAGCGGCAGAACUACUACAAGCCCCGUCUGUAUUACCGACGCCGCGGUAUCACGUCUCCGAUGGAUAGACGACUAGAGAGCCCGCUACGCUGCGGCAUGAGUACAUCCGGCGAGACGCAACCGAUGCCGCUUCUGCGGCCAUGUUUGUCGUCAAUGGCGUUUGUGGCCAGGGAGAAAACGGGGGUGACGUCAUCAUCGCCCUCCACGCCGUUGCGGCACGUGGUGGAAGGCAACGCCACACCAGAGUUGUCGAGCCAUACUGGGACGAAAAGUGGGCGCCAUCUCGCAGCGGUUUGUCGCUCGUUGCUUCGCGAGAUUCUUGCGAUGCGGCGGGAGUACCAGGACUGCAAUGCGGCACUGAAUGACCCUCUGGCGGACACGGUGGAGCUGAGCCGUCGCAUGCGUAACAUCAUGAAUGAAUUAGACCGCAAGGUGCAUCAGCUUCGCAGUCUGCGGCAGCAGCAGGCAGCGGUGGAGGACAAACUGAAGUUACAUGACAUGAUGCUGGAAAUUGCGGCAGAGAACAACUAUUGUGAGAGCAUCUAUGGUGACCUGCUCGAGCUUAUUCGUUCCUAA